Molecule: messenger RNA, 1857 nt
Organism: Symbiodinium natans
Lineage: Eukaryota; Dinophyceae; Suessiales; Symbiodiniaceae
Source: the annotation of a GenBank genome assembly
AUGGGCAGCGGCGCCUCGCAGCUUAGCGAAGGCCUUGCCAAGGCCUCGGUGGCAGAACUCAAGGAGUGCGUGCAAGGCCUGGACUUGAAGCAACGUCGAGUCCUGAAGCAGGCAGUGGAGAAGGCGAGCCAUGUCCAUCCUUGCAAGGAGAUGCCCGAGGUGCCAGAUUCCUUGAAGGAGCUCUGGCCGACUUUGGGCGAACGCUUUGGGCCCUACAACUUCCUUUUUGCAGAGGAUCCCACUGAAGCCAUUCGUGGUAAGCUGGGAGAUGCCAAGUUCGUGGACCCGGAGUUCAACGAACUGAUGCCCGAGCCCCAUUGCGCCUAUCGCUUGGCAGAGGAUCCCAACGCCAAAUGCGUGUGGCCCGAAGAGGGUCCAGCCUUCCACCACGUGAAGCAAGUGUCGAUGCCAGACUGCGAGUUCAUGGCAUCAUACGCGGUCAUGGCCAUGUACCCGGACAAGGUGAAAGAGGUCUUUGCCAAUGUGUCUGCUGGUGGGCUUGAUCCCAACGGCAUCUACACCUUCAAGGUGGAGUACAAGGGUCGUGUCGGCUACAUCGUUAUCGAUGACAUCGUCCCAGGAAUCCCCGGCAGUCCCAGCGGCGCAUAUCCAGCCCAUGGAACCAUUUGGAUUAGCCUGAUGGAGAAGAUGACGGCGAAGCUUUCGGAUGCCAACUAUGACAUGAUGAAGGGUCAUGGCAACCGCUAUGACGCCGGCCUGGAGAUCAAAACAGGCAUGGACAUGGUCUGCUUGAUGUUCGGUGGCCACACCCUGUCAGUAAACACUCCCGAGUCCAACGAUGUGAAGUUUGCCGAGUUCAUUGAAUAUCUGAUCUCUGAACCUGGGACGGUCGUGACCUGCUGUCCCAAGAAUCCCAAGAGGGGAGAUGGCCUCGUUGCGCAUCAUGCCUAUGGGGUCUGUGGCACGCAUGCAGUGGGAGACAUCUCCUUAGUGCAGCUUCAAAAUCCUUGGGGGCACUCAGAGUGGACCGGGGACUGGUCCGACAAGUCGGAGAAGUGGGAUGAGCAUCCCGAAGUCGCGGCACAUCUGAGCGACCUGGGCUUCAGCCGCGAAGAUGAGGGGAACUUCUGCGUGUCUCGCGAAGACUUCGUGAAGAACUUCACCAGCUUCCUCUUCAAUCGCAUCACCCCCCUCCGGGCUGCAGAGGAUGAUGGUAGGGAAGACUGGGAGUCCAUGGUGGGAGAGUACUCCAAUGGCACAGACAAGUCGGUGCUGAUGAAGAGGGAGGGAGGCUUCUUCCUGGAGUCCGAGGCCUACGGGCCCAUCCAUUACUGCCGCUCCAAGUACAAGUAUGAGCUGAACAUGAAGAAGCCCUGCGGCCCUGGCACCGCAGUCCUUUUCAGGAAGUCCGAUGGCAGCCCUUUGGGCUACAGCGCAGGGCUGGGAGAUUUCAACUGGUAUCUGGGCCCUGUGCAGUCGGCCCCUGAGGAGGGCAUCUAUGACAAGAAGUACCGCCUGAACAAGACUGGAGGCUUGUUUGUGAACAUGCGCGAGUGGGAGAAGACUGAGAAGGCCCUGCACUGGCGUGGAACGUGGACCAGUGAGGAUGGUGAGUCCAUGACCUUCAAAGGCGGUACCAUGUCUUCCCUCCAGGCGGAGUAUGCUGGCAAGAGCUAUUCUCUGCAAGGCGUCAUGUUCGACGGCUUUGCCAUGUUUGUGCCUCAUGACUACAUGGUCUACUUGAACAUCAACAAGGUGCAGCGUUUCCGGCGAGAGGUCUCGCUGAAAGUGGAGGACGGCGAAGACAAGGUCUUCAAGUUCGAUGCGGAUGCGAGUGGUGUCGAUAGCGAAUAUUGGACAGAAGAGGAGGAAAAAAUGGAAGCAUUGGAAGCCUGA